AAAUGAAGCAUAUGUGACAUUUCCAAAUCGACUUAUUUUUAUAAGCAUCGGCUUUGGCUCCAAAGAAUUGCGUUGACUAACUACCGUUACCCAUCUUACAUCAUCAUGGCCUCCACAGGUACCAUCUUGCGCCGGGCUUUAUUGUACGUCCCGGGCUCCUCUCAGCGCAUGCUGGACAAAUCUCGCAAUCUCGUCGCGGACUGUGUGGCAUAUGACCUGGAAGAUAGCGUAACCCAAACAAGAAAGGCCGAAGCACGCACCUUGAUUCGAAAUGCCAUUGACCAACCCAAGCCAUCUGGCAUAAAAGAGCGCGCUGUGCGCAUCAAUUCCGUCAGCAGUGGGCUGGCCCUAGCUGAUCUUACAGAAAUGCUCAAAUCUCCAAAUCUAACUACUCUCGUCGUUCCAAAAGUUGAAAGCGCCUCUGACCUCCACUUCAUCUCUGAUGUAAUAUCCCAUACUCGCUCCAACCUCAAACCCACCGAAUCCAAUCCAGACCCAUCCAAAAAUCCACCAAUCUCCGUCAUAGCUUUAAUUGAAAGCGCGAAAUCAAUUCUGAAUCUUCCUCAAAUCUGCACUGCCACCACACAUCAGUUAUCAGGCCUAGUCUUCGCUGCAGCAGACUUCUCCAAAGACCUAAGCAUAACCCAAACACCCUCGCUAACCGAAUUCCUCUACGCGCGCUCUGCAAUUGUAACUGCUGCUUGUGCACAUGACUUGCCGUCAAUAAUUGAUCUAGUAUGCACGGACUUCAAGACACCUGCUGUAUUGGAGGAUGAGGUGCUGAAUGGCAAGCGCAUGGGCUUCAAUGGGAAGCAGUGUAUUCAUCCAUCUCAAGUGGAGUUAGUGCAGCAGCUUUUCAGUCCUGAGUUGAAGGAGGUGGAGUGGGCAGUGAGGGUUAUUGUGGCUGAUACGAAGGCAGCAGAGGAUGGGAGGGGUGCAUGGACAUUGGAUGGCAUGAUGAUUGAUGUUCCUGUUGUGGAAAGGUCAAGAGAUAUUGUAAAGAAGGCAGAGGUUUGUGGACUUGAUGUGGCGGCGUUGAAGAAGAAGUUUGCAAGUGAGCAUCCACAAUGAAGACUCAGAAGGCUACAAUGUUAUAUAUUGGUAGUGUUUUCCCCUAUAAAUUACAUUCGGCCCAUUAAGUAUACACCCCUACGAUUGAUUGGUGAGUGUGGUUGCUGCCGUGUUCAUGCGGAGAAGCACUAGUAAUCGAGGACUGGCCAUAUCAGAGGAGCAGGUGGAUGUCAGUGGCGCUGAUGUAAUUUAAAAGCCAAAGCACUUAGCUAACUUACAAUAUACAGGUUUAUAGCUCAACAAUAUAAAGACGAUUUUGGACUUU
This is a messenger RNA of Histoplasma capsulatum G186AR, 1336 nucleotides long. RefSeq names its product citrate lyase subunit beta-like protein. Gene Ontology annotation, molecular function: magnesium ion binding; catalytic activity. Gene Ontology annotation, biological process: oxaloacetate metabolic process. The transcript has 3 exons. The coding region runs from base 106 to 1071 and encodes 321 amino acids. The record is from RefSeq and is a predicted model, not a curated record. NCBI's taxonomy places the organism in Eukaryota, Fungi, Ascomycota, Eurotiomycetes, Onygenales, Ajellomycetaceae.